Molecule: messenger RNA, 1328 nt
Organism: Bactrocera neohumeralis
Lineage: Eukaryota; Metazoa; Arthropoda; Insecta; Diptera; Tephritidae
Exons: 3
Coding region: 116-517 (133 amino acids)
Source: RefSeq, a predicted model, not a curated record
GUUUUCGGUUUAUUCAAAGCAUUCGGCUGUGUACUUCCGUUUAGGCUAGACGAAUUUUUGUACAACUGGUGGUUUUAAAUAAAUUUGCAAUUUUCUAAAUUAAAAUUUGUUUUAAAUGGGGAAAGUUUUGUGUUUGGGUUAUCAAGUAUCAAGGUUGCUUUUGGGAUGGUUAGGUGCAACACUUUCCAUCAUCGGAAUUAUAUUGCUUUAUUAUUGCCUGGAAAAUCCGGAUAUUUUGGCGAGGUGGUUGAUGUCUUUAGCGGACGACCAAGCCAAGAUCGACUACAAGGAAUUACGCAGGGAUGUGGUUUGGUCAUGCGUGCUGUAUAUUGUCUUAAGUUUUGUAAACUUGAUGACAUCCCUUGGUUUAAUAUUUGGCAUCAAUAAGUAUUGUGUACCGUCCUUGAAAUAUCCAUUCAUACAUUUAAUAAAAAAACAGGAAAAAGUUGUGAAAUACAAGAUCGCCACAACUUUGCCGGCCGGAAGUGACCAUCCAUCAAAGACAUUUAAUGUGUAAAAUGGCGCCUCCUUCACACAUGAAAAAUACAUACAUAUGCACACAAACACAUGUGCAUAGGUAUGACGAGGAUUUCACUCCGGAGCACAAGUCUACAAACUAAACUAAAUUAAAUCAAUUAAACUUAAACUUAAAUAUACAAAUAUUCACUCAUAUACAUAUGUACAUACAUAGGAAAAUAUACUAACACAAUCAUGUUCAUAUCAAUCAUACAUGCAUACAUACAAACGAACAAAUACAAAUGUAAUAUUUACAUGUACUUUUCAUACAAAAAACAAUUAAAUGUAACAGAAAAACAAAAACAAAUGAAUCUCACUAUUUUCAACACACCAAACAGCUAAAUAUAUUUUAUAUAUGAAAUGCAUUACAUUUGAUAAGCAUAUACUAGUAUAUACAUACAUAUGCAUACGUAUGUAUGUGUGUAUAUAUUUGCUUCAGUUCAGUGUUAGAUGUUGGCAACGCGACACGCAUUGUAAGAUGACGGCUGGAAAAUUUUAAAUAUCGCAAAACAACAACACGUUUUAAAUGGACGCUUGUUUUAAAGUGGGUUUGUAUGUAUUAUAUAUGUAUAUGCAUUUUCUAUUUAUUUAACAGGAGAAAAAAUAAAUAAAUCAAAAAUUGAUUAUCUCAUCCAGGGAAAUACUCUACGGCAACUAAGUCGGUGAUCACAUUACGAAUUUUGAAUACCAAAGUUUAAUGAACCCCUUUUGUAGUUUUUAUUAAAAAAAAAUAAUCAAAAUUAAUUGCUGUAAUUAUUCAAUGGGUAUAAGUUAAAUAAAAAAGUUAACUUAAGUUAUUUGAAAAUGUAAAA